Closterium sp. NIES-65 is the source of this 8562-nucleotide messenger RNA. NCBI's taxonomy places the organism in Eukaryota, Viridiplantae, Streptophyta, Zygnematophyceae, Desmidiales, Closteriaceae. The record is from the annotation of a GenBank genome assembly.
AUGCUUGUGCUUCCUCUGCUUGUGCUUCCUCUACUUGUGCUUCCUCUGCAUGUGCUUCCUCUGAUUGUGCUUUCUCUCCUUGCGCUUCCUCUGCUUGUGCUUCCUCUGCUUGCGCUCCUCUGCUUGUGCUUCCUCUACUUGUGCUUCCUCUGCUUGCGCUUCCUCUGCUUGCGCUUCCUCUGCUUGCGCUCCUCUGCUUGUGCUUCCUCUACUUGUGCUUCCUGCUUGUGCUUCCUCUGCUUGCGCUUCCUCUGCUUGCGCUUCCUUUGCUUGCGCUUCCUCCUCUUGCGCUUCCUCUGCUUACGCUUCCUCUGCUUGUGCCUCCUCUGCUCGCUCUUCCUUUGCUUACGCUUUCUCAGCCUGCGCUCCUCUGCUUGUUCUUCCUCUGCUUGUGCUUCCUUUACUUGCGCUUCCUCUGCUUGUGCUUCCUCUACUUGCGCUUCCUCUGCUUGUGCUUCCUCUGCUUGUGCUUCCUCUGCUUGCGCUCCUCUGCUUGUGCUUUGUUCUUGUGCUUCCUCUGCUUGUGCUUCCUCUGCUUGUGUUUCCUCUGCUUGCGCUUCCUUUGCUUGCGCUUCCUCUGUUGCGAUUCCUCUGCUUGCGCUUCCUCUGCUUGCGCUUCCUCUGCUUGCGCUUCCUCUGCUUGUGCUCCUCUGCUUGCGCUUCCUCUGCUUGUGCUUCCUCUGCUUGCGCUUCCUCCUCUUGCGCUUCCUCUCCUUGCGCUUCCUCUGCUUGCGCUUCCUCUGCUUGCGCUUCUCUGCUUGUGCUUCCUCUGCUUGCGCUUCCUCUGCUUGCGCUCCUCUGCUUGUGCUUCCUCUGCUUGCGCUUUCUCCGCUUGUGCUUCCUGUGCUUGCGCCUCCUCUGCUUGUGCUUCCUCUGCUUGCGCUUCCUCUGCUUGCACUCCUCUGCUUGUGCUUCCUCAGCUUGUGCUUCCUCUGCUUACGCUUCCUCUGCUUGCGCUUCCUCUACUUGUGCUUCCUCAACUUGCGCUUCCUCAACUUGCGCUUCCUCUGCUUGCGCUUCCUCUGCUUGCGCUUCCUCUACUUGCGCUUCCUAUGCUUGCGCUUCCUCUGCUUGCGCUUCCUCUGCUUGUGCUUCCUCUGCUUGGGCUCCUCUCCUUGUGCUUCCUAUGCUUCCUGCGCUCCUCUGCUUGUUCUUCCUCUGCUUGUGCUUCCUUUACUUGCGCUUCCUCUGCUUGUGCUUCCUCUACUUGCGCUUCCUCUGCUUGUGCUUCCUCUGCUUGUGCUUCCUCUGCUUGCGCUCCUCUGCUUGUGCUUCCUCUGCUUGCGAUUCCUCUGCUUGCGCUUCCUCUACUUGUGCUUCCUCUACUUGCGCUCCUCUGCUUGUGCUUCUUCUGCUUGUGCUUCCUCUGCUUGCUCUUCCUUUGCUUACGCUUCCUCUGCCUGCGCUCCUCUGCUUGUGCUUCCUCUGCUUGUGCUUCCUCUUCUUGCGCUUCCUCUGCUUGUGCUUCCUCUACUUGCGCUUCCUCUGCUUGUGCUUCCUCUUCAUGUGCUUCCUCUGCUUGCGCUCCUCUGCUUGUGCUUCCUCUGCUUGCGAUUCCUCUGCUUGCGCUUCCUCUUCUUGAGCUUCCUCUGCUUGCGCUCCUUUGCUUGUGCUUCCUCUGCUUGCGCUUCCUCUGCUUGUUCUUCCUCUGCUUGUGCUCCUCUGCUUGCGCUUCGUCUGCUUGUGCUUCCUCUGCUUGCGCUUCCUCUUCUUGCGCUUCCUCUCCUUGUGCUUCCUCUGCUUGCGCUUCCUCUGCUUGCGCUCCUCUGCUUGUGCUUCCUCCGCAUGCGCUUUCUCUGCUUGUGCUUCCUGUGCUUGCGCCUCCUCUGCCUGUGCUUCCUCUGCUUACACUUCCUCUGCUUGAGCUCCUCUGCUUGUGCUUCCUUUGCUUGUGCUUCCUCUGCUUGCGCUUCCUCUGCUUGUGCUUCCUCUGCUUGCGCUCCUCUGCUUGUGCUUCCUCUACUUGUGCUUCCUCUGCUUGCGCUUCCUCUGCUUGCGCUUCCUCUACUUGCGCUCCUCUGCUUGUGCUUCCUCUUCUUGUGCUUCCUCUGCUUGCGCUUCCUCUGCUUGUGCUUCCUCUGCUUGCGCUUCCUCUGCUUGCAAUUCCUCUGCUUGCGCUUCCUCUGCUUGUGCUUCCUCUGCUUGCACUUCUUCUGCUUGUGCUUCCUUUGCUUGCGCUUCCUCUGCUUGCGCUUUCUCUGCUUGUGCUUCUUUCUUUUGCUUCCUCUGCUUAUGCUUCCUCUGCUUGUGUUUCCUCUUCUUGCGCUUCCUCUGCUUGCGCUUCCUCUGUUGCGAUUCCUCUGCUUGCGCUUCCUCUUCUUGCGCUUCCUCUGCUUGCGCUUCCUCUGCUUGUGCUCCUCUGCUUGCGCUUCCUCUGCUUGUGCUUCCUCUGCUUGCGCUUCCUCUUCUUGCGCUUCCUCUCCUUGCGCUUCCUCUGCUUGCGCUUCCUCUGAUUGCGCUUCUCUUCUUGUGCUUCCUCUGCUUGCGCUUCCCCUGCUUGCGCUCCUCUGCUUGUGCUUCCUCUGCUUGCGCUUUCUCCGCUUGUGCUUCCUGUGCUUGCGCCUCCUCUGCUUGUGCUUCCUCUGCUUGCGCUUCCUCUGCUUGCACUCCUCUGCUUGUGCUUCCUCAGCUUGUGCUUCCUCUGCUUACGCUUCCUCUGCUUGCGCUUCCUCUACUUGUGCUUCCUCAACUUGCGCUUCCUCUGCUUGCGCUUCCUCUGCUUGCGCUUCCUCUGCUUGCGCUUCCUCUACUUGCGCUUCCUCUGCUUGCGCUUCCUCUGCUUGCGCUUCCUCUGCUUGUGCUUCCUCUGCUUGGGCUCCUCUGCUUGUGCUUCCUAUGCUUGUGCUUUCUCUGCUUGCGCUUCCUCUGCUUGUGCUUCUUCUGCUUGCGCUUCCUCUGCUUGUGCUUCCUCUGCUUCCGCUUCCUCUGCUUGUGCUUCCUCUACUUGCGCUUCCUCUUCUUUCGCUACCUCUGCUUGUGCUUCCUAUGCUUGUGCUUCCUCUGCUUGUGCUUCCUAUGCUUGUGCUUCCUCUGCUUGUGCUUCCUCUACUUGUGCUUCCUCUGCAUGUGCUUCCUCUGCUUGUGCUUUCUCUCCUUGCGCUUCCUCUGCUUGUGCUUCCUCUGCUUGCGCAUCCUCUACUUGCGCUCCUCUGCUUGUGCUUCCUCUGCUUGUGCUUCCUGCUUGUGCUUCCUCUGCUUGCGCUUCCUCUGCUUGCGCUUCCUUUGCUUGCGCUUCCUCCUCUUGCGCUUCCUCUGCUUACGCUUCCUCUGCUUGUGCCUCCUCUGCUUGCUCUUCCUUUGCUUACGCUUCCUCAGCCUGCGCUCCUCUGCUUGUUCUUCCUCUGCUUGUGCUUCCUUUACUUGCGCUUCCUCUGCUUGUGCUUCCUCUACUUGCGCUUCCUCUGCUUGUGCUUCCUCUGCUUGUGCUUCCUCUGCUUGCGCUCCUCUGCUUGUGCUUCCUCUGCUUGCGAUUCCUCUGCUUGCGCUUCCUCUGCUUGUGCUUCUUCUGCUUGUGCUUCCUCUGCUUGCUCUUCCUUUGCUUACGCUUCCUCUGCCUGCGCUCCUCUGCUUGUGCUUCCUCUGCUUGUGCUUCCUCUUCUUGCGCUUCCUCUGCUUGUGCUUCCUCUACUUGCGCUUCCUCUGCUUGUGCUUCCUCUUCAUGUGCUUCCUCUGCUUGCGCUCCUCUGCUUGUGCUUCCUCUGCUUGCGAUUCCUCUGCUUGCGCUUCCUCUUCUUGAGCUUCCUCUGCUUGCGCUCCUUUGCUUGUGCUUCCUCUGCUUGCGCUUCCUCUGCUUGUGCUUCCUCUGCUUGUGCUCCUCUGCUUGCGCUUCCUCUGCUUGUGCUUCCUCUGCUUGCGCUUCCUCUUCUUGCGCUUCCUCUCCUUGUGCUUCCUCUGCUUGCGCUUCCUCUGCUUGCGCUCCUCUGCUUGUGCUUCCUCUGCAUGCGCUUUCUUCGCUUGUGCUUCCUGUGCUUGCGCCUCCUCUGCCUGUGCUUCUUCUGCUUACACUUCCUCUGCUUGAGCUCCUCUGCUUGUGCUUCCUUUGCUUGUGCUUCCUCUGCUUGCGCUUCCUCUGCUUGUGCUUCCUCUGCUUGCGCUCCUCUGCUUGUGCUUCCUCUGCUUGCGCUUCCUCUGCUAGCGCUUCCUCUGCUUGCGCUCCUCUGCUUGUGCUUCCUCUGCUUGCGCUUCCUCUGCUUGCAAUUCCUCUGCUUGCGCUUCCUCAGCUUGUGCUUCCUCUGCUUGCACUUCCUCUGCUUGUGCUUCCUUUGCUUGCGCUUCCUCUGCUUGCGCUUCCUCUGCUUGUGCUUCGUUCUUGUGCUUCCUCUUCUUGUGCUUCCUCUGCUUGUGUUUCCUCUACUUGCGCUUCCUCUGCUUGCGCUUCCUCUGUUGCGAUUCCUCUGCUUGCGCUUCCUCUGCUUGCGCUUCAUCUGCUUGCGCUUCCUCUACUUGUGCUUCCUCUGCUUGCGCUUCCUCUUCUUGCGCUUCCUCUCCUUGCGCUUCCUCUGCUUGCGCUUCCUCUGCUUGCGCUUCUCUGCUUGUGCUUCCUCUGCUUGCGCUUCCUCUGCUUGCGCUCCUCUGCUUGUGCUUCCUCUGCUUGCGCUUUCUCUGCUUGUGCUUCCUGUGCUUGCGCCUCCUCUGCUUGUGCUUCCUCUGCUUGCGCUUCCUCUGCUUGCACUCUUCUGCUUGUGCUUCCUCAGCUUGUGCUUCCUCUGCUUACGCUUCCUCUGCUUGCGCUUCCUCUACUUGUGCUUCCUCAACUUGCGCUUCGUCUCCUUGUGCUUCCUCUGCUUGCGCUUCCUCUGCUUGCGCUUCCUCUACUUGGGCUUCCUCUGCUUGCGCUUCCUCUGCUUGUGCUUCCUCUGCUUGUGCUUCCUCUGCUUGGGCUCCUCUGCUUGUCCUUCCUAUGCUUGUGCUUCCUCUGCUUGCGCUUCCUCUGCUUGUGCUUCUUCUGCUUGCGCUUUCUCUGCUUGUGCUUCCUCUGCUUCCGCUUCCUCUGCUUGUGCUUCCUCUACUUUCGCUUCCUCUGCUUUCGCUACCUCUGCUUGUGCUUCCUAUGCUUGUGCUUCCUCUGCUUGUGCUUCCUCUACUUGUGCUUCCUCUGCAUGUGCUCCUGCUUGUGCUUCCUCUUCUUGCGCUUCCCUUGCUUGCGCUCCUCUGCUUGCGCUUCCUUUGCUUUGGCUUCCUCUGCUUGUGCUUCCUCUGCUUGUGCUUCCUCUGCUUGUGCUUCCUCUUCUUGCGCUUCCUCUACUUGCGCUCCUCUGCUUGCACUUCCUUUGCUUGCGCCUCCUCUGCUUGUGCUGCCUCAGCUUGUGCUUCCUCCGCUUGUGCUUCCUCUGCUUGUGCUUCCUCUGCUUGCGCUUCCUCUUCUUGCGCUUCCUCUGUUUGCGCUUCCUCUGCUUGCGCUCCUCUUCUUGUGCUUCCUCUGCUAGCGCUUCCUCUGCUUGUGCUUCCUCUACUUGCGCUUCCUCUGCUUGCGCUUCCUCCCUUUGCGCUUCCUCUGCUUGCGCUCCUCUGCUUGUGCUUCCUCUGCUUGUGCUUCCUCCUCUGCUUGUGCUUCCUUUGCUUGUGCUUCCUCUGCUUGCGCUUCCUCUGCUUGUGCUGCCUCUACUUGCACUUCCUCUGCUUGUGCUUCCUCUGCUUGCGCUCCUCUUCUUGUGCUUCCUCUACUUGUGCUUCCUCUGCUUGCGCUUCCUCUGCUUGCGCUUCCUCUGCUUGCGCUCCUCUGCUUGUGCUUCCUCUUCUUGUGCUUCCUCUGCUUGCGCUUCCUCUGCUUGUGCUUCCUCUGCUUGCGCUUCCUUCGCUUGCAAUUCCUCUGCUUGCGCUUCCUCUGCUUGUGCUUCCUCUGCUUGCACUUUCUCUGCUUGUGCUUCCUUUGCUUGCGCUUCUUCUGCUUGCGCUUCCGCUGCUUGUGCUUCGUUCUUGUGCUUCCUCUUCUUGCGCUUCCUCUGCUUGUGUUUCCUCUACUUGCGCUUCCUCUGCUUGCGCUUCCUCUGUUGCGCUUCCUCUGCUUGCGCUUCCUCUGCUUACGCUUCCUCUGCUUGUGCUUCCUGUGCUUACGCUUCCUCUGCUUACACUUCCUCUACUUGCGCUCCUCUGCUUGUGCUUCCUUUGCUUGUGCUUCCUCUGCUUGCGCUCCUGUGCUUGUGCUUCCUCUACUUGUGCUUCCUCUGCUUGCGCUUCCUGUGCUUGUGCUUCCUCUGCUUGCGCUUCCUCUACUUGUGCUUCCUUGGCUUGCGCUCCUCUGCUUGUGCUUCCUCUGCUUGUGCUUCGUGCUUGUGCUUCCUCUGCUUGUGCUUCCUCUUCUUGCGCUUCCUCUGCUUACGCUUCCUCUGCUUGCGCUUCCUCUGCUUGCUUGCGCUUCCUCUGCUUGCGCUUCCUCUGCUUGUGCUUCCUCUGCUUGCGCUUCCUCUGCUUGUGCUUCCUCUGCUUGCACUUCCUCUGCUUGCGCUUCCUCUGCUUGUGCUUCGUGCUUGUGCUUCCUCUGCUUGCGCUUCCUCUGCUUGUGCUUCCUCUACUUGCGCUUCCUCUGCUUGCGCUUCCUCUGCUUGCGCUUCCUCUGCUGACGCUUCCUCUGCUUGUGCUUCCUCUUCUUGGGUUUCCUCUGCUUACACUUCCUAUGCUUGCGCUCCUCUGCUUGUGCUUCCUUUGCUUGCGCUUCCACUGCUUGCGCUCCUCUGCUUGUGCUUCCUUUGCUUGCUUCCUCUGCUUGCGUUUCCUCUGCUUGCGCUUCCUCUGCUUGCGCUUCCUCUGCUAGUGCUUCCUCUGCUUGCGCUUCCUCUGCUUGCGCUUCCUCUGCUUGUGCUUCCUCUGCUUGCGCUUCCUCUGCUUGCGCUUCCUCUGCUUGUGCUUCCUCUGCUUGCGCUUCCUCUGCUUGUGCUUCCUCUGCUUGCGCUUCCUCUGCUUGCGCUUCGUGUUUGUGCUUCCUCUGCUUGCGCUUCCUCUGCUUGUGCUUCCUCUUCUUGCGCUUCCUCUACUUGCACUUCCUCUGCUUGUGCUUCCUCUGCUUGCGCUUCCUCUGCUUGUGCUUCCUCCGCUUUCGCUUCCUCUUCUUGGGCUUCCUCUGAUUGCGCUUCCUCUUCUUGCGCUCCUUUGCUUGUGCUUCCUCUUCUUGUGCUUCCUCUUCUUGCGCUUCCUCUGCUUGUGCUUCCUCUGCUUGCGCUUCCUCUGCUUGUGCUUCCUUUGCUUACGAUUCCUCUGCUUGCGCUUCCUCUGCUUGUGCUUCCUCUGCUUGUGCUUCCUCUGCUUGUGCUUCCUCUUUUUGUGCUUCCUGUGCUUGCGCUUCCUGUGCUUGCGCUUCCUCUGGUUGUGACUCCUCUGCUUGCGCUUCCUGUUGUUGUGACUCCUCUUCUUGCGCUUCCUCUGCUUGCGCUUCCUCUGCUUGCGCUUCCUCUACUUGCGCAUCAUCUGCUUGCGCUUCCUCUGCUUGCGCUUCCUCUACUUGUGCUUCAUCUGCUUGCGCUUCCUCUGCUUGUGCUUCCUCUGCUUCCGCUUCCUCUACUUGUGCUUCCUUUGCUUGCGCUUCCUCUGCUUGUGCUUCCUCUGCUUGUGCUUCCUCUGGUUGCGCUUCCUCUGCUUGUGCUUCCUAUGCUUGUGCUUCCUCUGCUUGCGCUUCCUCUACUUGUGCUUCCUCUGCUUGUGAUUCCUCUGCUUGUGCUUCCUCUGCUUGCGCUUCCUCUGCUUGCGCUCCUGUGCUUGUGCUGCCUCUGCUUGUGCUUGCUUUGCUUGCGCUUCCUCUGCUUGCGCUUCCUCUACAUGUGCUUCCUCUGCUUCUGCUUCCUCUUCUUGUGCUUCAUCUGCUUGCGCUUCCUCUGCUUGCGCUUCCUCUUCUUGCGCUUCCUCUGCUUGCGCUUCCUCUGCUUGGGCUCCUCUACUUGUGCUUCCUGUGCUUGUGCUUCCUCUGCUUGCGCUUCCUCUGCUGUUGCUUCCUCUGCUUGCGCUUCCUCUGCUUGCGCUUCCUCUGCUGUUGCUUCCUCUGCUUGUGCUUCCUCUUCUUGCGCUUCCUCUGCUUGUGCUUCCUCUUCUUGUGCUUCCUCUGCUUGCGCUUCCUCUGCUUGCGCUUCCUCUUCUUGCGCUUCCUCUGCUUGCGCUUCCUCUGCUUGGGCUCCUCUGCUUGUGCUUCCUGUGCUUGUGCUUCCUCUGCUUGCGCUUCCUAUGCUGUUGCUUCCUCUGCUUGCGCUUCUUCUGCUUGCGCUUCCUCUGCUGUUGCUUCCUCUGCUUGUGCUUCCUCUUCUUGCGCUUCCUCUGCUUGUGCUUCAUCUCCUUGCGCUUCCUCUGCUUGCGCUUCCUCUGCUUCCGCUCCUUUGCUUGUGCUUCCUCUGCUUGUGCUUUCUCUGCUUGCGCAUCUUCUGCUUGUGCUUCCUCUGCUUGCGCUUCCUCUGCUUGUGCUUCCUCUGCUUGCGCUUCCUCUGCUUGCACUUCCUUUGCUUGCGCUUCCUCUGCUUGUGCUUCCUCUGCUUGCGCUUCCUCUGCUCACGCUUCCUCUGCUUGUGCUUCCACUGCUUGCGCUUCCUCUGCUUGCGCUUCCUCUGCUUGUGCUUCCUCUGCUUGCGCUUCCUCUUUUUGUAA